Messenger RNA from Eupeodes corollae, 6269 nucleotides. RefSeq names its product discoidin domain-containing receptor 2-like. NCBI's taxonomy places the organism in Eukaryota, Metazoa, Arthropoda, Insecta, Diptera, Syrphidae. The transcript has 17 exons. Gene Ontology annotation, biological process: multicellular organism development; cell surface receptor protein tyrosine kinase signaling pathway; protein phosphorylation. Bases 1766 to 4978 code for a protein of 1070 amino acids. The record is from RefSeq and is a predicted model, not a curated record. Gene Ontology annotation, cellular component: signaling receptor complex. Gene Ontology annotation, molecular function: ATP binding; protein tyrosine kinase collagen receptor activity; collagen binding.
CAACUAUAUCGAACACAGAAGCUCCACCACAAGCGCGACUAUGCACAAGACACAAAAUCCAUAUUCCAACCCGAACUCGACUGUAAUCAAGCAUAAACCAACGAAAGCGAAAAAUCAUCCCCGACAUCAUCGCUUCAUCGACAAAGACACACAACACACAACCAGCCAACAACCUUUGAGUAACGGAAAUCGAACUUCCAAACAGUCACAGUGGAACUCUUGCCGAAGUAACGUCGCGUGGUACCGUUAUAAAAUUUGUUGGAUCAGAGAACCAGGCAAAGGCAAGACUCGGUCUUGCAUUAUAGUUUCAUAUAAACAGCAAGUCCCCAUACUUUCGUAGAAAUUAACAACCCCCUCCUUGAAUAACUCAUACAAAUUCAACCCCUAAGCUCUGUCAGGUUCAUUGUAUACUCGACUUGUACAUUACUAGCUACAGUAAGAGACACAUUUUGGAUGUUUUUGUUUUGUAUCGGAUGAAUUAUUCAUUUCUCCGGAAUCCAGCUAGAACCAGAAUAGGUAAAAGUUCGGAUAUAUACAUACGUUGUGAUCGUUCGUCGGUCGGUCGCUCGCUUGGUCGGUCGGACAUAGCGAUACGCGCCGCGCGGUCAUACAUUUCUACUAACUCAUACACUACCGAUAUAGAUAUACAUAGGUAUAGCUACACACAUAACCAUACACACACCUCGAAUCUCCCGUUCGAAACAGCCACCCGCUUUUGGCGAAGGUUGAAAUAGCAUUAUCCUGUUACCUGUAAUCAAAUGUGAAAACAAGCAAACAAAAAAGGAGUCAUUUCCAAGGACUUUAGCUCCUGCUUCUUUCUUAAGGAUUAAAUUGUCUGCGAAGCUCAGUUGGAUUGUUAGCGAUUUGUUGCAAACUUUACGACUUUCACAAGGAGUUUUCUUUAGGAAUGUUAACGUGUGUGUGUGUUUGUUCUGUUUGAAUCAAAUAAUGAAUAACGUUGCCUGUUUGUUUUCGUGUUCGUCUUCCCCUUCCUCGAGCUAAAAAAGGCCAUUCGAGACUGAUUUUCCCUUUAGUAAAAAUUACAUUCAAGUCAAAAAAUUAUUGUGAACAAGUUUGUAUGCUUCAACCAACCCAAAAAAAUCACAUAAAAAAAUAAGGGCAAGAAAUUAGUAUCAAUUUAUAAUGUAAUGAAAUAUUACGAUGCCCAAGUGGUAGUGGUGAAUAAAAAUCAGAUAGAAUAUACUUGAAAAGAUACAAGAAAUUAAAAACAACAAAAAUAGAAAUAACAUUUGUUCGAAAUUGGAUUAAACUGUUGGAUACUUUUAUGCCCUGGGGAUUUAUCGAGUUAAUAAAAUUUUAAUUCUUGUCACUUCUACACCAACCAAGUGAACGCAGAAUACAAAAUUGUGUCUUUUGCUUCAAUAACAUGUGCAAUUGUACUAGAUGCCGCUGCCACCGCCAAUGCCACCAAGUUGAUGUGUCCAAUGCUUUUAACAGUUAACCCAUUGAGUACAUAAAAAACACAAAAAAUAAUAUAACUAAGAGUGAAAAAGCAGGCCAACCACGUUGUGGGAUUUGCUGGCCUACUUCAAACAAAUACAAACAAAAGAAGCAAAACUCCAGUUCCACGCAUAGCUUUAUUCUAUAGCCAGUUGCUUUGCUUGCUUUGGGAUCAAUAAAACACUAGAAGCGCUGUGGGAAAGAGACAGGCGUAGUAGGUGAUAGGAACGAGGCAAUGAUUUCGGUGGCACCAGUCUUAUAGACCGGGUCUUAUUUUUUCUCCCCCCCAUCGGUCAGCGAAAAAAUGCUUCCACCAACAAAAAGGACGAUAACGCCAUCAGCAGCAGCAGCAAUCAGACCGUCGACAGCAGCCAUAACAAUUCAGCUUGGAAAAUAUUUUUAUAAUCGAAUUGAUGGCGACAUCCGCAGAGGCACUGGCAAAGGAAGCAGCAGCGAACAAGGCAGUGGCAGAAACAACAUCUGCAAAAGCAGAAGCGGCAUCAACAACGUCAUUCAUCAACGCAGCGGACCUAGUGCGAGAAGGAAGGUGUGGAGCAUCAGCACCAACAUCAGCCCCACCAAUAGCAAAAAUUGCUUUGUUCAGGUGCUUUUGUUAACAUGGGCUUGGGCUUUGCUUCACGUCGUUCCAACAGGAGCUUUGGAUAUUGCGACAUGUAAAAAUCCCCUCGGCAUGGAAUCCGGUGCUAUAGCGGAUUUUCAAAUCACAGCCAGCUCAGCACAUGACAUGGGCAACGUUGGCCCCCAGCACGCAAGGCUGAAAAUCGACAACAAUGGCGGAGCAUGGUGUCCGAAACACAUGGUUUCGCGUGGCCUUAAAGAGUAUCUACAAAUCGAUCUUCUUCAAGUUCACGUGAUUACAUCUAUUCGCACCCAGGGAAGAUUUGGCAAGGGUCAAGGACAAGAAUACACCGAGGCUUAUGUAUUGGAAUAUUGGCGUCCUGGGUUCACAAAUUGGAUUCGUUGGAAGAACAUUCAAGGCAAAGAGAUACUGCCAGGCAACAUCAAUACAUACAGCGAAGUAGAAAAUGUUCUACAGCCAAUUAUUUUUGCCUCGAAAAUUCGCAUUUAUCCUUAUAGUCAGUACGAUAGAACGGUGUGUCUGAGAGCUGAAGUUCUCGGAUGUCCUUGGGAAGAAGGAAUUGUAUCCUAUAGUAUACCGAAGGGUGUUCAGCGUGGUAUGGAAAUCGAUUUAUCCGAUAAAACCUAUGAUGGCCACGAGGAGGGCGACAGAUUUGUAGAUGGCUUGGGUCAGUUGGUCGAUGGCCAAAAGGGAAAGGAUAAUUUUCGAACAGAUAUUCACGGAUUUGGAAAGGGCUAUGAAUGGGUUGGCUGGAGAAACGAUACUCCAGGUCUUCUUGACAAACAUGUUGAAAUUGUUUUUGAAUUCGAUUCAGUUCGAAAUUUCAGUGCAAUUGUUUUACAUACGAACAACAUGUUCUCAAAAGAUGUUCAGGUUUUUGUUCAUGCUAAAGUAUUCUUCAGCAUAGGUGGCCGCCAUUUUACUGGCGAGCCUGUACAAUUUUCUUAUAUGCCAGACACAAUUUUGGACCAUGCCAGAGACGUAACAAUAAAAUUACACCACCGAAUCGGUCGAUACCUCCAAGUACAUUUAUAUUUUGCCCUGAGGUGGAUAAUGCUGAGUGAAAUAUCAUUUAUAUCAGUGCCAGUAGUGGGAAAUUUCACGGACGAAGAAAUAAGUGGGAGUACGUCGCCCCAAGAAACUCCCGAGUACCCAUUACAGAGGGAUGAAGUUCAAACGAACCCCAGCAAAGGAGAACGCAGCCACGUACCGCAAAUAAUUUCGCCAAAACCUAUCGACCAGGAACCGGAACCAAAUUUCGUUGGGGCGAUAAUAGCCAUACUGACUACAAUCAUCCUAUUGCUAGUGGCUGCUAUCCUGUUGAUAAUUGCCAAGAAUAAGCGUGCGAGAGGGAGUAAUGUCCUUGAUGCAUUUCAACAUACAUUCAAUCCGGAUUCGUUAGGCGCUGACAAGAGGCUUAAUAUAAACAUGAAGAAUUGUCAUCUAUUUCAGGUUGCAAUGGACGACAGUGAAUCAAUCGAUAAGAACAGCCUUUACCACGAACCCUUCAAUGUAAAUAUGUACACAAGUGCGGCAAGCGGAUGUUCCAUGAACGAUUUGCAACGGCAUCAUGUUACACCCGACUAUACAGAUGUACCGGAUAUUGUAUGCCAGGAAUAUGCCGUCCCACAUAUGCAGGACCUCAUACCAAAAGUACCGGGUGGCUAUGUUGGGGUACGCAUGACACCACCACCACCAUUGAAUAAUAUAUUCCCAAAACCGCCACCACCGGUCCCACCGCCACCCACAGAGAAAUAUUAUGCAGCCACAGCGAUUUGUAAGCCGAUACCGAAUGGCAAUAGCAACACUGGCAUUGGAUCCAACACUGGCACCGGCACCAGCAGCAGUCUUUUGGGAGUUGGUGGUCCAAAUGGGUUUGUUGGAGGAACGGGAGUCAACACGACAGCCACAACUCCAACCGGGACGAUAAAUUCAACCCCAACAGCUCCACCGAUGAAUCCAUAUGGUGAUGUCGAUGCAAUUUCAACCGACGAGGAUUUAAUACAGCUGCAAGAAUUUCCAAGGCAAUCCUUAGUUAUUGUCGAGAAAUUAGGCUGUGGUAUCUUUGGUGAAUUACAUUUAUGCGAAACCAAAGGAUUAAGCUCAAAUCUAGUUGCGGUUGCAACUUUACGUCCUGGUGCUCCAGACCACAUGCGAAAGGAAUUCCGUUCGAAGGCCAGGCACUUGGCACAUCUUAAUGAUCCAAAUGUGGCCAAAAUACUGGGCGCCUGUCUGCGGGACGAGCCAAUUUGUAUGGUUCUCGAUUAUAGCAAUUGUCUGGGCGAUUUGAAUCAAUUCCUCCAGGAGCAUAUAGCAGAAACGGGUUUAAAGGGUGUGCCCAACAAAAGUUUAAGCUAUGGAUGCUUAGUUUAUAUAGCAACACAAAUUGCAUCAGGAAUGAAGCAUUUAGAGCAAAUGAAUUUUGUUCAUCGGGACCUUGCAACAAGGAGUUGCAUAAUCGGACCAGAGCUGGAAGUCAAAGUGUGCUCCAUUGGAACUGUGAUAAAUCGAUCGGCAUAUGUUGCCGACUAUUGCCAACUUGAAGGUACUGGAAGACAAUCACAGCCAAUGCCAAUCAGAUGGAUGUCGUGGGAGAGUGUUUUAUUGGGAAAAUUCACUUCAAAGUCUGAUGUAUGGUCAUUUGCUGUUACCCUUUGGGAAAUUCUAACUUUUGCCCGGGAGCAGCCUUACGAGAAUAUGACUGAUGAAAAAGUUAUUGAAAAUAUUGGUCACAUAUAUCAGGACGAUAAAAAAUAUGUUCUUCUUCCAAUGCCAAUGAAUUGCCCACGUGAAAUCUACGAUCUUAUGUGUGAAUGCUGGCAGCGCAAUGAAUCGAAUCGACCUAAUUUCCGUGAAAUUCAUCUUUUUUUACAACGAAAAAAUCUUGGCUAUAAGCCGACAUCAACGCUCUAUUGAAAAUUACCUAACGGCUUCAUUCACUAACUUCGUGUUACCCGUUUGGGUGGGCGGCGGUAACGUUGUCGCGUCACGUAACGUCGUAGUCGUGGUUUUACAGCUUGAAGCCGUUUGUUGUUUUUUUUUAAAUACAAUUGUUCUAAAAUUUUGUCAUCUGUGAAUGAAUAAUUUCCAUACGUAUCCCCCUUUUUUGAUGGAUACGAAAAUCAUCAACGGAAAAGAAGAAGACGUCUUAACAAAAAUAAAUAAACUCAUCGUGAAAGUAUCUAGUAUAUAUUAUAUAUAGGUUUACGUGCAUAGAUAUAUUUUUGUUCAAUAAAUUAAACCAAUUACAAUAUAACGGUGAUGGUGAUGACAAAGAUAGGGAUGACUAGUUCGACAGAUGGUCUGGUCGUACAUCGCUAAUCUGAAAAAAAAAACAACUAAACCGCACUUGACAAUGAUGGAUCGAAUUGAUAAUUUAGAAUUAAGAUUAAAUAUUACUCUAGUAAAACGUGUUUAUCAAAAAUUAAAAAAUUAAAUACUAAUAUUAUUUUUUUUUACAUAUUGCAUAAGACGAAAUUAACACCUCACAGUGUUAUGAUGUAAAUAAUAUAGGAAAAAACAUUUUGUUUAUUACAUACAUAAUGUAGUUAAUCGUUUUAAUUUAACAAAUUUAUAAUACGGAAGUUUUUAUGUUGAUAAUCUAUUCUUAAUCUAAUAGACUGCAGUUUUUAUGUUUCAUGUUCGGUUCAAGAAAUUAAUUUUAAUCUGCUAUCAGAAAUCAAUUUUUUUUCAUCUUAAACAGAAAUAAACUACAUUUUCGCAUGAAAAAAUUACCUAGUGUAUAUACAUAUAAAUGCAUUGUUUUGGUGUAAAAAAUAAUAAUUCAAAACCAAUAAGACUUGUAUAAAUCGAAGAUUAUAAAAAAAAAUAACUAAAAAUACAUAUAGCUAUAAAAAAGUCAACCUUAAUUAGAUGGAACAAUUGGUCAUAAGGCCAACAAUUAAAAAAAAUACUUUUGUUUUUAUGUAGAUAUUAUAAAUACAUUUAAAAACCCACACCAACUUUAACCACACGCGGAAAAUUAAAUGAAUUUAUAUAUGUAUUUAAACACAAAAAAAUCAUGCACUUGCUGAAAUAAAUAAAAAAUACAUUUACCAAAUUUUAUACAUAUUUUCUAUAAGCAAAUAUUACUAAAUAUAUAUAUAUAUAUACAUCUUAAACAACAUUUUCUUUUAUUUAAUUUUAAAACAAAUAUAGUAUUUAAUUUAAAAAUUAACUAGAUUUAAUGAUUAAAUUAAAAUCAUAA